Messenger RNA from Mytilus trossulus (common blue mussel), 1060 nucleotides. RefSeq names its product collagen alpha-1(XII) chain-like. The record is from RefSeq and is a predicted model, not a curated record. NCBI's taxonomy places the organism in Eukaryota, Metazoa, Mollusca, Bivalvia, Mytilida, Mytilidae. The coding region runs from base 93 to 1007 and encodes 304 amino acids. The transcript has 5 exons.
GUCAAAACAAAACCUUUAAGAUAUAUGGUUAUAUUGUGUAAAGAAAACUAUGAUAAAACAUCAUAAAAAUAUGAAUUAUUAGUUUAAAUGACAUGAUUCCAAGUAGGAUUUUUCUUUGGAUUGUUAUUUUUCCAUCAAAUGUUUACUUGUUAAAAGAUGUAGUUUUCGUGGUGGAUAAGUCAGCCAGUUUGUCAGCAGAGGAUUUCUCAGAAGCUGUAGAUUUUAUAUACAAUGUGACUAAAUUCAUCACAGUUGGUUCAACUGCGACUCAAUUCUCGGUAGUGACGUUUUCUAGCGAUAUCACAGAACGUUUUGAUUUGAACGACUACUCAACAAAUGCUACGAUACUAAAUGCUAUUAGUGGCCUCAAAAGUAUCACACCAAGUGGUAGCACGUACACAUACGAUGCUUUAACUUUUGUACGGACGUCUUCCUUCUUAUCUUCAAAAGGAAGUCGUUCUAAUGCAGAUAAGACUGUUAUUAUAUUGACCGAUGGACAAUCCGUCAAUUACCCGAGAACUGCAACAGAAGCUGAUUUACUCAAAACUAAUCUUGGUGCGGAGGUAUUCUCCAUUGGAAUAGGCUCAGCUAUAUCAGCCAGUAAUGUUGAGUUAUUAAGUAUGUCCAGCGACCCUGAUUCGUAUUAUUCCCAUCACGUGGAGUCAUAUAUCGAUCUGUGUAGUCUUAUUCCGACCGUCGUUCCUAAGAUCGAUCCAACAGUUACUCCUGAUGCUGUUAGUGGGUGUCCAGCGGCUGCAGCAUCAACUUCUCCAGAUGAUAACACAGUAGUAGUAGCCGGAGUGGCGGCUGCAGCAGCUGUAGCAGGAAUAGGCCUUACCGCACUUAUUGCCUCUUUACUUGAAAAGAAAGUGAGGGGAUUAUUUGGUAAAAACAACAAGGUAGAUCCCUAUGACAGUAUGACCAGACAAGGAACAAACAGAGCCAUUUUUGAUGCUAAUGCCCUGAAUGAUCCCUCAGCCAGAGAAGUACCAGCUCCAGAUGUUUGAAAAGCGAAAAGUUUUUACAUAAGAUUCAAUCUAUUUUUUCUCGAAGGAAAUAA